Molecule: messenger RNA, 1824 nt
Organism: Australozyma saopauloensis
Lineage: Eukaryota; Fungi; Ascomycota; Pichiomycetes; Serinales; Metschnikowiaceae
Product: transcription factor TFIIIB subunit
Exons: 1
Coding region: 1-1824 (607 amino acids)
Biological process (GO): transcription by RNA polymerase III; RNA polymerase III preinitiation complex assembly
Cellular component (GO): transcription factor TFIIIB complex
Molecular function (GO): TFIIIC-class transcription factor complex binding; RNA polymerase III general transcription initiation factor activity
Source: RefSeq, a predicted model, not a curated record
AUGAGUAGUGUGGUUCGAAAAGGAUCGCAUUUCACACCAAAGGUGAAAAAAAGACCUGUACGCAAACAAUCCGUAGCCCCCACCCCGCCAGCUACACAGAACUCUGGUCAAGUUGAUUCAACACAACAGACUCCUACAAAGUCGAUCGAUUCAGAAGCUUUGGACCCCAAGUCUAGACCUUUGGAUGCUCUUUCACCACCUUCGACCCAAACAGUUCCUCUUCAAGAGAAUUUGCUGUCCCAAGCAAAGACCGAUAUCCUUCCGAACGCAGCUACAUCUCAAGACUCAGAUGGCGCGUCAGGAGCGGAGAAAGCUAAAGAUAUUGAAGAGCCAGCCGUGGAAGACUUCAGCGAUGGUGAAGAUUAUGGUGACAAUGAUAUAUUCAAGAAGCCCUUCGUUCAGGAAGAUAAAACGAGAAGACGCUCCUCUGCAGCUAGUCACCGCCGUCUUUCUGGUCUAGGCUCGUUUCGCGGAUCUAUAUCUGGUGCCUCUGGCCCUCUGGAAGCUGAUCAGGAAUCCUCUUCGCCUAUGAAUAUUUCGAUUCCCACAGCUAAGCCUCCCAAAAAGCGUAGACAGUCGGCCAGCUCCCGAGCUGUCAAGAUCCAACGUACUUCGAUUGUUGCAGCUCCUGAAGAACUACCCGAAGAACAGGAUGAGGAUGGUGAGCAAAGCGCACUAGAUACUUCUAAGCUUAAGAAAGAAAAGGCUGUCACAAUCAGACCCGUUGACUAUACCACAGACAUCACCGUCGGAAUCUGUCCAGUCACAAACAAAUUGCGUAAAUUUCGCACUUCGGCAGCUGUUCUCGGACACGAGGACCUUCCUGUGGCACCUCCAGAUUUGAUAACCACAAUUACCGAUAUUCGACAGAUCCCAAAGAACAUUGACAUAUCCGAUGAAGAUUUGUUUUCCAAAGUACACAUCCUGGCUGAUGAACUCAGUCUUGCAGAGCUCUGCAAACCUACAAUUAAGAUUGGUACAACGACAGAAAACUUCAACAGAGCUAGGCAGGCGCAGGUCAAAAUAGCAGCAAGGAGAGAGGAACGUAGAAAUGCUCGUGCUUUAGCGCGGAAGGAAAAAAUCUCCUAUGAAAAAGCGUUGAGAAUAAUUCAGGGAGACCUUCCACCUGAUUCAGGCCCGAAGAAAUUGGACAUUAUGGGUGAUCUUGAAGAUGAACCGGAGCCUGGUGCUGCUGUCCAAAUCACGCUUAUUGAUGGUAAAUUUCAGGUUGAUCAGGAAUCGACCGUUCUUUCCAGAAACCCUGCUGCGAAUACCAGAAAUCGUGAGGUCGAAAUUGAGAACCCUUUCGAGAACCCUAUCAAUUCAAGUUCGUUCACCAGAGUGGCUCACACGGAUACAUGGACCCAAGAUGAGGUAAUGCAACUCUACAAGGCUCUCAGUACCUGGGGACCCAACUUCACAUUCAUAACUCAGCUUUUCCCACAUCGCACGCGAAAACAAGUCAAGAGGAAAUUUGCAGCAGAGGAAAAGAAAAACCCGCAGCUCAUAGACCUCGCUAUUAAGAGAAAGCUCCCCAUGAAUAUUGAAGACUACACGCAAGCUCUACCUAGUGGAGAAAAACUCAAGUCCAUGACCGACUUUGAGAAGGAAAUGGAGAAAGUCCAGCAAGAACACCAAAAGCUCGUCGAGGAAAUUCAUAUUGGGCGCCAACGUGCAAUCAAGGAGGAUUUGCAGAAGAAGGAGAGCAUGGUCAGAAACACUGGUAUGUCGAGGAGAGAAGUCAAGCAGGCAUUGCGUAGAAACGAAGAGGUUGUUGGUGAUGUGGACGAUAUCAAACUCUCAGGGUCCGGGAUGGAUAAUUGA